Molecule: messenger RNA, 708 nt
Organism: Phaethon lepturus (White-tailed tropicbird)
Lineage: Eukaryota; Metazoa; Chordata; Aves; Phaethontiformes; Phaethontidae
Product: atrial natriuretic peptide receptor 1-like
Exons: 5
Biological process (GO): receptor guanylyl cyclase signaling pathway; protein phosphorylation; cGMP biosynthetic process
Molecular function (GO): ATP binding; guanylate cyclase activity; protein tyrosine kinase activity
Source: RefSeq, a predicted model, not a curated record
GACAUCCUGGAGAACGAGAGCAUCACGCUGGACUGGAUGUUCCGCUAUUCCCUCACCCAUGACAUCGUCAAGGGGAUGCAGUUCCUGCACAACGGGGUGAUCGUCUCCCAUGGGAACCUCAAGUCCUCCAACUGCGUGGUGGACAGCCGCUUCGUGCUGAAGAUCACCGACUACGGGCUGGAGAGCUUCCGCGUGGUCCCCGACGGCGAGGACUCGCACGCGCUCUUCGCCAAGAAGCUGUGGACGGCACCUGAGCUGCUGCGGAUGGAGUCGCCGCCGGCCCGUGGCACGCAGAAGGGCGACGUUUACAGCUUCGGCAUCAUCCUGCAAGAGAUCGCCCUGCGCAAUGGUGUCUUCUAUGUGGAGGGGCUUGACCUGAGCCCUAAAGAGAUCAUUGAGCGGGUGAAGAGUGGGGAGCGCCCCAGCUUCCGCCCCUCGGCCAAUGUGGGGUGCCACAUGGAGGAGCUGGGCCAGCUGAUGCAGCACUGCUGGGCUGAGGACGUCCUGGAGCGCCCCGACUUCAACCAGAUCAAGGUCCAACUCCGCAAGUUCAACAGGGAGAGCAGCAGCAACAUCCUGGACAACCUGCUGUCACGCAUGGAGCAGUACGCCAACAACCUGGAGGAGCUGGUGGAGGAGCGAACCCAAGCCUACCUGGAGGAGAAGCGCAAGGCUGAGGCUCUGCUCUACCAGAUCCUGCCCCAGUGA